Molecule: messenger RNA, 5237 nt
Organism: Toxotes jaculatrix (banded archerfish)
Lineage: Eukaryota; Metazoa; Chordata; Actinopteri; Toxotidae
Product: protein EFR3 homolog B
Exons: 24
Coding region: 282-2735 (817 amino acids)
Biological process (GO): protein localization to plasma membrane
Cellular component (GO): plasma membrane
Source: RefSeq, a predicted model, not a curated record
UAUGUACAGCUAGCCAGUAACAGCUGGUAGCUGGAGGAAUAGUAACUAAAUGAAUGGUUUCCUGCUAUAGCUGAACUUUACUCACGGCGGUUGACGUCAACUGCCCGUAUGCUACACACUUCAAGGACUUUAAUUUUGUUCACUUCAUGGCCAAAGACAAUCCAGCGGUUUUCCUGAUUUUCGAAGCGCCGGUGGAGACUCAUUUUUGGGCUGAAGUGCCGAUCUUUUCCCUGCCACUGUGAACCUGGAAGAACAACGCCACCUUGUGACUAGCAUCCAACAUGACAGGGGUUUGUGGUUGUUGCGGGGCACUCAGGCCUCGGUACAAGAGACUGGUAGACAACAUCUUCCCAGAAGACCCAGAGGAUGGGCUGGUGAAAGCCAACAUGGAGAAGCUGACAUUCUACGCCCUGUCAGCUCCAGAGAAGCUCGACCGUAUCGGAGCCUACCUGUCUGAGAGACUGUCCAGGGAUGUGGCCCGACACAGAUACGGGUAUGUGUGCAUAGCCAUGGAAGCCCUGGACCAGCUGCUGAUGGCCUGCCACUGUCAGAGCAUCAACCUGUUUGUGGAGAGCUUUCUUAAGAUGGUGCGCAAGCUGCUAGAGUCAGACAAACCCAGCCUACAGAUCCUGGGAACCAACUCGUUUGUGAAGUUUGCCAACAUAGAAGAGGAUACGCCAUCAUAUCACCGCAGCUAUGACUUCUUCGUGUCGCGCUUCAGUGAGAUGUGCCACUCCAGCUAUGAGGACCCUGACAUCCGCACCAAAAUCCGCAUGGCAGGUAUCAAGGGCCUGCAGGGUGUGGUGAGGAAGACUGUGAAUGAUGAGCUACAGGCUAACAUCUGGGACCCUCAGCACAUGGACAAGAUUGUCCCCUCUCUGCUUUUCAACCUGCAGAGUGGAGAGCGUACAGAAAGCCGCUCCCCCUCUCCGCUGCAGGCAUCGGAGAAGGAGAAGGAAAGCCCGGUGGAGCUGACAGAGCGCUGCUUCAGGGAGCUGCUGGGACGAGCCGCCUAUGGCAACAUCAAGAAUGCCAUCACACCCGUGCUGAUGCACUUAGAUAACCACUCUCUAUGGGAGGGGAAGACCUUUGCGGUGCGUUGCUUCAAAAUCAUCAUGUACUCCAUCCAGUCCCAGCACUCUCACUUGGUAAUCCAGCAGCUUCUCGGUCACCUGGAUGCCAACAGCAAGAACUCGGCCACAGUGCGAGCUGGGAUUGUGGAAGUUUUGCUGGAGGCAGCCGCCAUUGCGGCCAGCGGCUCUGUAGGCCCGACAGUUUUGGAGGUCUUCAACACCCUGCUGCGGCAGCUUCGUCUCAGUGUGGACUACGAGUUGACCGGCUCCUACGACGGCAGCACCAACAUCGGCACCAAGAUCAUCAAAGCUCAUGAGGAGAGGCAACUGCAGGAGGCUGUCAUCAGGACCAUCGGUUCAUUUGCCAACACACUACCAACAUACCAGCGGUCAGAGGUCAUGCUCUUCAUUAUGGGCAAGAUCCCUGUCCCUGGGGUUCACCUAGCUCUGCCGUCCACAGGCUCUGGGCCUGAGGGCACCAGGAUGAUUCAGGUGAUGUUACUUAAGUCCUUGGUCCAGGUGACAGCGGGUUUCCAGACCACCAACAUGCUGACAGCACUGCCCAGCUCUUUCCUGGAGCCGCUGCUAUCCUUCUCUCUAACUGAGGAUCCAGAGGUUCGACUGCUGGUGCUCCAAAUCCUUCUCAGUCUCAUCGACCGGCACGACAACAGGCCCAAGUUUUCCAACAUUAGCAGCAUCUCGGACAUCUCUGUGCUCAAGCUCAAAGUUGACAAGUGUUCCAGGCAGGACAACUUAUUCAUGAAAAAGCACGGCCAGCAGCUGUACCGACACAUCUACUUGGGCUGCAAGGAGCAGAGCAGUGGUCGGCAACACUACGAGGCCCUUUUUGCUCUGCUGGGCCUUCUCAGCGUGGAGCUGGCAAAUGAAGAGGUGGUGGUGGACCUCAUUCGCCUGGCAGUCGCGUUGCAGGACCUGGCUCUGUCCACCGACGAGGCUCUGCCUGUUUAUAACCGCUGUGCUGUUCAUGCCCUCGCCGCCGCCUACCUCAACCUCAUCUGCCAGCUCACCACCGUCCCAGCCUUCUGCCAGCACAUACACGAGGUAAUUGAGGUCAGACAGAAAGAAAGCCCCUACCUUUUGCCCGAGGAUGUCUUUGUUGAUAACCCCAAGCUGCCUUCCUCACUGGAGAAGGUAGAAGGGGAUGUGUUGUUCCUGCAGUCAAAGAUCACUGAGGUGCUUGGAGGUAGUGGUUACAACACAGAGAGACUGGCUACGCCUUAUGUCCCGCAGUAUACAGAUGAAGACCGUUUGUCCAAGAGAAAGAGCAUUGGUGAGACCAUCUCGCUCCAGGUGGAGGUGGAGUCCCGAAACAGUCCAGAGAAAGAAGAGAGGACUCCAGCAGAGGAGAUCACAUUUGAAACCCUGAAAAAUGCCAUUGUGGACAGUGUGGGUAUGGAGGAGCAGGAGAGGGAGCGGAGGAGACAAGUGGUGGAGAAGUUUCAGAAGGCCCCCUUCGAGGAAAUAGCUGCCCACUGCGGUGCCAGGGCCACUCUACUGCAGAGCAAACUAAAUCAGAUCUUUGAGAUUACAAUCAGACCCCCACCCAGCCCAUCUGGAACCAUUUCAUCAGGUUACGGCCAAACUCAGAGUCGAUCUGUACCCAUCUACGAGAUGAAGUUUCCUGACCUUUGUGUGUACUAAACCAGGAAGGUGCAGAACUGUUGAAGGCAAAAGGCGUUUGGGAGAUGCAAACCGAUCCUCACUGUAAGCGCAUCUUGACCCCGGGAUCGAACAACCGCAGUUGUUUGAAGCCAAUUAAAGAACAAGCCACCUGCUGAUUAACUUAGCUGUCUGAAAUGACAAUUCCUUUGCCCUGUGAUUGCAGCCAAAACAAGCAGGCUAAUGUCAAUAAAUGCAGAAGUAAAACAAACUUUUAUUUAAUUAAUUCCCUUCGGUUCUACUUAAAUGACUGUAAAAGAAAUUAAAUAAAAUAAAAUUCCACAGGUUGGAUUUUUAAGUUAGACAUUUUCAAGAACUGUGAGGAAGAAAAUGUGACAGACUGAAAGUUAUUUAAUUGUCUUUAGAAUGAAUUAACCCGUUGCAUGCCCUGUAACUGGAAAUUUUUGAUAGCACUGCUAAUUCCUAACAGUCUUUUGUCCCUUACAGGGUGCCAUACUACCCUUGGUAACAAAAUCAGAUUGACCAAUCGUGCUUAUUUUCUCAUGACACUUUAUGUUUUAUUCGUUUUUAAAUUAUUUUUGGGGGGGGGCAGGAAGAGAGUAUGUGAAUGAGAUGCAUUUUAAUUUUAUUGACAGUGAAAUGUUGUGUAUGUUUGACUGAAAUGUGGAUAGAUAUAUACAAAUAUGAAGCUGUUACUCCCAAUCUCCCAUGUUACUCAGCUCAUCUGUCUUUAGUGUUUUAACGCUUUACUGCUUUUUUUUAGUGUUAGCCAAAAGUGCUUUUUCUUUUGUUAUGGGCAUUUAUUUCCUGCACCUACUUUUUAUUCUAAUAAUUUUUUAUGUUUAUGCUGUGGUUGAAAUGAAAGAUAACUGCUGAUCUGUGUGCUAUUCUCCAAAGUGAGUGUGCCUUACAGGUGACUCAAGUUAAAACACACAAUGCGCCACAGUCAUGAUGACCACACUAAACCUCUGUGUUUACCACGAUGUUUACCAGAUCAAACACUAGAAAAAGAACUAAGGAUCCUUUAUUUUUCUCCUUCCCAUAUAAAUGUGUAUAUACAGAGAAAUAUAUAAAUCUUUAAGCUGAUGUACAAAGUAGGGAUGUUCUUGUCUGUGUACAUACACUGUAUAUUCUAAUUUUAGACUGCCACUGCACUGUUUAGUGUCGAUAGAUGGGGGAGAAAGCUCCUUAGUUAGUAUUCAGAUACUUUUUGUUAAAAUCUCAAUAAGCAACCAGCAACACAUGAAAUCAGAACGUUUAUUGACGAGGGUCUGAACAGCCCACCGUGCAAAUCUGCAUCAUCUCGAGGCCAGUGGAUCACACUAGUGAAGUAUUAACGAGCCCAUCUGAUAAACUGUCACAAGAAAAACUAGUUUAAAAGUUACUGUCAAUUUCGUUACUAGCCACAGUUUUUGAGACAGGUUUUAGCACCUUCAUCCUGAUCUGUGUUGUUGCCAUUACAUCCUGAGUCCUGCUGGAAUGAGUUUGCACUCUGUCGUUGCAUCCGACUGCUGCUGUGGCAGCCUCGGAGCAGUGCAUCUUUUUCAUAGAGCGAGAUUUAAGUGAGUCAAAAAGCCAUUUUGUGUGUUCACAAACACACACGCUCACAGGAAUAAAAACAAAGUAUAAUGGCAAUAAUUUGGCACUAGCCUGGCUAAUGCAGCCCAACUGUAGGUAGCUGAUCCUUUUGUGUAAUUUAAAUAGUAUCUUCUGUUGUUGUUGUUGGUGUGGUGCUGUGAUGGUUCAGUUUUGUGAUGCUUUAAGAGACCGCCCGUCCUCCUGCUCCUGUGCUUCUGUGAAUUAACGGCAUCGCUGGGCGUGGCACGUGUUGCAACCAUCUUGUUUAAUGUGGACGACAGUCUCUCGUUUGUUCCUGAUCGUCACUUGCUACAGUCCAGAUUUCUAUUUGUUUUAGUAUUUUUUUUCCGUAGUGUCCCCCUAUAUGUAUAUUUAUGUCCACACAUGCCAGUGUAGCAGAUUGUCUGUUCGUGUUUACCCUUUCGUCCGUGCAAGUGUGUGUGUGAGUGAGUGUAUAUGGUUUCAUGUCUCUCUUUGAACAUUCAUGCAGAUGUGCGUCUUUUAUCGUCAUUACCCAAGACCAAACUCUUCAGACACAGUUUACAGUUUUUGUCCAGCGACUCUUUCCACCACGUUAAUAAAGAACAAGCUCAUAGCAACGUGCAGCUGUCUGAACCUUCCAGUGACACCUAGUAAAACUGUCUUUUCAGCAUCUUGCAACUUUGCAGUGAAGACCUGUAAAUCUAUCAGUCUGCUUGUUGUCAUUGCAUAGUGUAAUAUUAACUGAUGGUAAUCCGAUCUUACUUUUGUCAUUACAUGUCUGGUUAAUAGAUCUGUUUACAAUGUAGUGCUGUAGGUCAAAUCUAUUCAUUCUGUGAACUUUGCACUUUAAAAACUGGAUUACCUAGUGACAAAGGCAGCUUUUACAUGGAGAAAAUGCCUUAUGAGUGUCAUACCUGACUUUUGCAUGCUAGUGAUGUUGCUGUGUUGUACAAUAAAUUUCUC